ACGCGCAAGUUGACCUGGAAGUGGAUCUAUCUUUUUUUUUUUGGACGAGCGAAGCCGUGCUUUUUGAGUGAUUUCGCCCGUUGGAUUUGGCGUUUUUAAAAGUAGUAGUCAACAGGAAGACAUACUUUGUGUUAGAUUGUGGGAAAGUACUGCGAUGUUUUACCACAUUUCCUUGGAACAUGAGAUCUUGCUGCAUCCCCGUUAUUUUGGUCCAAAUUUAUUAAACACAGUGAAGCAGAAACUGUUUACUGAAGUUGAAGGCACCUGCACUGGAAAGUAUGGAUUUGUGAUUGCUGUUACCACCAUUGACAAUAUUGGUGCAGGAAUAAUCCAGCCUAGCCGGGGCCUUGUGCUUUACCCUGUCAAGUACAAGGCAAUUGUCUUCAGACCUUUCAAGGGGGAGGUGGUUGAUGCUGUGGUUACACAAGUAAAUAAGGUGGGCCUUUUCACAGAGAUUGGACCCAUGUCUUGCUUUAUCUCUAGACAUUCCAUUCCCUCAGAGAUGGAGUUUGAUCCAAAUUCCAAUCCACCAUGCUAUAAAACUGUCGAUGAGGACAUUGUAAUCCAACAAGAUGAUGAGAUACGAUUGAAGAUUGUGGGAACAAGAGUGGAUAAGAAUGAUAUUUUUGCAAUUGGAUCACUUAUGGAUGACUAUCUUGGUCUUGUCAGCUAAACCUCAGUUUCUGAAGCAAGAAAUAGAAAAAUCUGGAAGUGAUAUUUUCUUUAUGUCUGAGAAUGUUUGUUUUAGAAUAUUCUGGGCCUAUCUAUUGUAUGUUUAUAUUCUGAUGAAGUAAAGGUGCACUUUCUGUAAUAA
Messenger RNA from Polypterus senegalus (gray bichir), 814 nucleotides. It is a transcript of the gene polr2g, whose product is annotated as RNA polymerase II subunit G. The transcript has 8 exons. Gene Ontology annotation, cellular component: P-body; RNA polymerase II, core complex. Gene Ontology annotation, molecular function: translation initiation factor binding; single-stranded DNA binding; single-stranded RNA binding. NCBI's taxonomy places the organism in Eukaryota, Metazoa, Chordata, Cladistia, Polypteriformes, Polypteridae. Bases 155 to 673 code for a protein of 172 amino acids. Gene Ontology annotation, biological process: positive regulation of translational initiation; transcription initiation at RNA polymerase II promoter; DNA-templated transcription. The record is from RefSeq and is a predicted model, not a curated record.